This is a messenger RNA of Oldenlandia corymbosa var. corymbosa, 1407 nucleotides long. The record is from the annotation of a GenBank genome assembly. Lineage: Eukaryota; Viridiplantae; Streptophyta; Magnoliopsida; Gentianales; Rubiaceae.
AUGGCAUCCAAUACGAAGUCUUUCAAUCCCAACAAGCAUCUUAAAGAACAAUUUGUGAGCAAUUUAAAUGGUUCUUCCAAGCUUGAGCUCUUCCUUGUCAUGGUUAUACUCAUUGGUUCAGUACUCAUACGACGUGCAAUUGGCAGCAGGAAUAUAUUUGGUUUCAGCGCCUCAGAAGGCUUCUCAAAGAAAAAUGAUGGUGAAAUUGUCAGAAACAAGAGCUUAUGGGCGUAUAUUUCUACAAUGACUGUAGAUUAUCUCUUCAUUCUUGUUCCAUUUGUUUCUUUUCUAACAGUUUUGUCUGGUUGGAUAUAUCUGAAUGCUACCUUGGUGAUAUUCUUCCUGCUUGUCCUUUUCUCAGUUAGAAGAAUUGGAUCUUUAUUUCUUCAGGAAGAUGGUGUGAUUUCUUUUAGGAGACAUGUUACAUCAUACAGGGUACUUAUGAUGCUCGCCACAUGUGUGUGUAUUUUGGCUGUUGACUUCAAGAUCUUUCCUAGAAGAUACGCUAAAACUGAGACAUAUGGCUUUAGCUUGAUGGAUCUCGGGGUGGGAUCUUUUGUUUUAGCAAAUUCCUUGGUUUCCCGACAGGCACGAGACAAUUCCAUCACGACAUUGAGAAAUGUUGCCUACUCCUGCAGUCCUCUAAUUCUUCUUGGGUUUGCGAGACUUAUUUUUACAUCUGGUGUUGAUUAUCAGGUUCAUGUUGGAGAAUAUGGGGUGCACUGGAAUUUCUUUUUCACACUUGCUGGUGUGGCAAUUCUUACAUCAAUAAUUAACGUCCCUUCAAGAUACUGUGGUCUUUUGGGUUUCUCUGUUUUAGCAGGAUAUCAAUUCUGUUUGUCGCGGGGGCUGAAUAAGUUUUUGCUCUCUGAUGAAAGGGGAACAGACGUUAUUACCCAAAACAAGGAAGGAAUAUUCAGUAUGUUUGGAUAUUGGGGCUUGUAUCUUAUUGGAGUUCAGUUGGGCAAUUAUUUUUUGUUUGGAAAACAUUCAACUGUUGCAUCUAGAAGCAGUAACUGGGCAAGGAUCAGAGUCUGGAUUCUUUGUCUUCUAUUCUGGUCACUGACUUUAUUUUUAGAUCAGUAUGUCGAGAGGGUCUCCCGCAGAAUGUGCAAUCUGGCCUAUGUUGCUUUGGUUUUGGCUAUAAAUUUACAGGUCUUAGCCAUGUUGACACUAUCAGACUUAAUACCAGGAAGUAGAAUAUCCUUGUUGGAAGAAGCGUUUAAUCAGAAUCUUCUGGCAUCCUUUCUUCUGGCAAAUGUGUUGACAGGGCUAGUCAAUUUGUCCGUCAACACUCUCUUUGUUUCCUCGACCACUGCCCUGGCUAUUCUGCUCGCUUAUGCCUUUAUUUUAUGUGCAUCUGUUGGAUGUGCAUACUUCUACGGCUUGAAAUUGAAAUUUUGGUAG